AUGAGAUCAGAGCAAAUUUCUGUCUUCUACUGAAAUUACGCAAGAGAUAAUCGUGGGUUCUUGUCGCUGAAUUUAUUGAAUUCUCAGUAAAAUACUGUAAAAAAUGUUACGGUUUACGGGAAAACAACUAAAUAACAUUGUAAAAAAUUCAAUAAUUUUACGCAGUACUACUGUAAGUCAAUGUAUCCGCGCUUCACACGAUGGACCUGUAGAAAGUGAAGAACAAUUUAACGAAAGAUACGUGAAUUAUUUAAAUCGUCCUAGUCUCGAUCACUGGGAAAUUCGUCAGACUAUGAACAAAUUAGCUGGUAUGGAUCUUGUACCUGAUCCAACUAUUAUUUGUGCAGCAUUAAGAGCUUGCAGACGAUUAAACGAUUUUGCUCUUACCAUUCGAAUUUUGGAAACUGUAAAGGAUAAAUGUGGAUCUAGGCUUAAUGAAAUAUAUCCGUACAUAUUGCAAGAAAUCAGACCUACCUUAGAUGAAUUAGGUAUCAACACUCCAGAAGAACUUGGUUAUGAUAAACCAGAAUUAGCUCUCCAGUCAAUUGAUGAUAUUCAUUAAUUAAGUUAUUUAUUUAGAACUCAUAAAGAUAGUAUCUAUGCAUAGAGGUGCUUUCUGUUAAACCUUUCAUAAAUAGAAGUUCAAAUUUUAAACUAGGAUAAAAGUAUAUAUAUAUCUAUUAUCAUUACAUCUUUGUUAUUAAAUAUUGAUGUAGAUAAAUACAAUACUUAUCAUACUAUGUGAUAUAUGUUUCAUACGUGGAGCACAAUAUUCAUAAAUUGGAAAAAUAUAUGAAAUAAUUGGUAUUUA
Eufriesea mexicana is the source of this 811-nucleotide messenger RNA. It is a transcript of the gene COX5A, whose product is annotated as Cytochrome c oxidase subunit 5A. Bases 104 to 562 code for a protein of 152 amino acids. NCBI's taxonomy places the organism in Eukaryota, Metazoa, Arthropoda, Insecta, Hymenoptera, Apidae. The record is from RefSeq and is a predicted model, not a curated record. Gene Ontology annotation, cellular component: mitochondrial inner membrane; respiratory chain complex IV. The transcript has 2 exons. Gene Ontology annotation, biological process: mitochondrial electron transport, cytochrome c to oxygen.